AUGGAGGAAUCUACUGAUGUACUUGAAGCUCAUGUCAAACAGCAAUUAGAAUAUGCAAUUAGCAUAAAAGAAAUUAAGGAUAUAUUAUCUACUUCUUACACAGUAAACAUAUCUCCAGUGUUUUGCUCAUCACUCCUUGUUCCCAUUGUUCAGCAUGCCAUUCGAACAAGGCAAGAUCUGCAUAAUUUAAGCAACGAUUACAGUCAUACGAUCGCGCAGCUACACAGUUAUAUUUGUUGUCAACCUAUUCCACAGUAUACACGAAUUAUAAAUGACAGCACUCUCCUUAUACAUGACAUUAUCAAAUCAUAUAAAAGAAAGAUUAUUUAUCAGAAUUACCCUUUUGCCUUGUCUGAUCUCUCAACAGAUACCCAGCUUGAGCUCUUGAAUAUCAUGAUAAAUGCUUGUAGACUGAUGAUAGAUGAUAAGAAAACUACGCUUUUUGGCGCGUAUACCGGUAGACUUUGGAAUGAUCUUCCACAUAUUUUCGAAGCGAGUAUCUAUCAUACACCUACACCUAGAACGUUUAUCAUCUACUCUGCCCAGGAUCUCCUUCAUGCUUAUAUUAGGACUGGAUACGAUCCUGAAGACGACUUUUCAUUAGAGAACUUAUUGAUGUCCAUCAUGCGUGUAUUAAAACACAGCAUUGAGGCAAAAGCGGAUAGCGAAACUGUGGUUAAAUUACUACACUGUGUCAAUGAAGUGGUCAAGUUAAAUCCAGAUAUCAGACUAAGUGAUGCCUUGGCUUUGGCAGACUUGCUGAAAAUAUUAGCACUUAACCCUGAACUUACUGUUGAAAAGGGCCGAACCGUUUUGAAUCUGGCGUGUAUAUUGCUACAAAACUAUAUCCAGUUAGGCUGGCUGAAUUCACUCUUACAAUUCAUUGCAUCCAAUCGAGAUCAAUAUGCUCCGUUAGAAGUACUUUGUGUCAAGGCAAAUGUGUUGGUUGAACGUGCUGAAACAAUGCUGAAUGGUCAUGCUCAAGUGGAUAUAGAUUUUAUGGAUGUCGAUCAGGAUGAGUUAAGGUAA
Molecule: messenger RNA, 1029 nt
Organism: Rhizopus microsporus ATCC 52813
Lineage: Eukaryota; Fungi; Mucoromycota; Mucoromycetes; Mucorales; Rhizopodaceae
Exons: 4
Coding region: 1-1029 (342 amino acids)
Source: RefSeq, a predicted model, not a curated record